AUGUAUGUCUCGAACAUCUUCGCCACCGCGCUGGCGGCCACCAGCACUGCGCAAGCCUUCAACAUCAAAGAGGAAGCCUACAACGCUGGCCAGGUCUCCAAGCGCACACUUGGAAAUAUAUUUGGUACUCUUUCCGGACUCCUCGGAAUCAACAAGGCAUCAGAGAGCUGCCCUGCCGUCUGGAGCCAGAUCUCCACCCAACUCACCGCACAGUUCCUGGCAGACGGUCAGUGCACAGAUGCCGCUCGCGCCGCCAUCCGUUCCUCUUUCCACGACUGCUUCAACGGCGCUUGCGAUGGGUCUCUGAUCCUCGCCGAUGAAUGCUCCAACGUGGAGAACAGAGGCCUCGAGCGUCUCUGCGGCAACCUCAAGACUGUCCAGGCCAACACCGGUGUCGGCAUGGCCGAUCUCAUCCAGUUUGCCGCUGCCCAUGGCGUCAAGACGUGCCCUGGAGGCCCCACGAUCCCCGUCAAGGUCGGUCGCAAGGACUCCAGCACUGCCAAUGCCAUGGGUGUCCUUCCCUCUGGCUUUGCCAACAGUGGCGAUCUCAUCCAGCUCUUCGCAUCCAAGGGUUUCUCCCCCAUCGACCUCGCCGCCCUGCUCGGCGCCCACACAGCCGCCAAGCAGCGCUUCACCGCGCCGGACAAGCCGCAGGAACUCGACUCGACCGUCGGCGUCUGGGACAACAAGUACUUCUCCGAGACCAAGAGCGGCAAGGCCCCCUUCACGCUCCCCUCCGACAAGAGCGUCGCGCAGAACCCCCUCACCAUGCUGCCCUUCACCACCUUCGCGCUCAGCAAGGGUGCCUGGGACGUCGCCUUUGUUGGCGCAAUGCAGAAGAUGAGCAUGCUCGGCGUCGACCCCCGGGGUCUGAUCGACUGCACCUCAGCCCUCCCCGGCGGCUCCAGGAAGCGCGAUGUCAAGAGCAGCAACCUCUUCGACCGAUUCAGGUUCUGA
Molecule: messenger RNA, 957 nt
Organism: Ascochyta rabiei
Lineage: Eukaryota; Fungi; Ascomycota; Dothideomycetes; Pleosporales; Didymellaceae
Product: Manganese peroxidase
Exons: 2
Coding region: 1-957 (318 amino acids)
Biological process (GO): response to oxidative stress
Molecular function (GO): heme binding; peroxidase activity
Source: RefSeq, a predicted model, not a curated record